AUGGAGACAGAAGUACCCAAACGAGGCGAGAGAGUCAAGAAACUCCUUCAGCAGCACGUGAAGAAAGACGUGGCAAUCUCAAAUCCAGUACAAGAAGCGUAUGAGAAGAAACUCAGCAAAGACAUUGACAGAACACUGAAGUUCCUACAUCAAGCCAAACAAGCCUUGGAGAAGCUUGAAGGAGAACCAGUCAAUGAACAUGAACUGUGGACAGACGAAACACGAAGGAAAGCACAUACUUUGGCCCUUUACGAGAUGUACCAGAAACUUCCGUACACUGUGAUGAAGAACGACCUGUUGGGGACUGCUACGGCUGCUUACAUUACAGGGAAGGCUGUGGUGCAACAGACGGAGGCUACCGAGGAGCUCAAGAAGGGCAAUGUUGAGCUCCAGCAGGAAUUGAACGUGUUGAAGACGACUUUGGCAGAUUAUAAGACUAUGCUGAUGCUUUUGGAGAAACGUAUAGCUGGACACCCAGGAAGAGUGAAGGCUAUGGAACAGAAGCUCCACAACGCUCAGCAUGUUGACGACGAGCUUUCAGAGAAAACAGAACAUGUUAGGGAAGCAACUGCUAGUAUUAAGAAGGUGGAGGAUAAGUUACAGCAGCAUAUGGCUAGAGUGGUUACGAAGCUUCAUGCUAUGCUUGAUUGGGAGAAUACGGGAAUGGUUGAUGAGGAUACGUUCAAAAUGAAGAUUAAGCACUCAAUGCAACUUCUUCAGCAGCUUGUGCUGCGGUUAGUACAAGACCCAGAGAAAUGGGUGCCGGUAUCUUCUGGAAGUCCCGAGGAGCAGGUUGUGCAACUUAUGCACCGUAACAACCUUAUUGAGAUUAAUAGCACUGGGGAAUUUUCAAUCCGACUCCGAAACUAUGGUGCUGAGUUUUAG
Messenger RNA from Candidozyma haemuli, 885 nucleotides. RefSeq lists its product as uncharacterized. The transcript has a single exon. The coding region runs from base 1 to 885 and encodes 294 amino acids. NCBI's taxonomy places the organism in Eukaryota, Fungi, Ascomycota, Pichiomycetes, Serinales, Metschnikowiaceae. The record is from RefSeq and is a predicted model, not a curated record.